AUGGCCGCGCUGGAGCCGUGUCUGGGCCACCUUGUUGGCACCGGAAGUCAGCCACUUCCGGAUCUUACACCGCUCUCGACUACCCGGAUUGUUCUCCGGCCCCUCCGUGGGGCGGGCUCCGGGACGGACCAAGGGCUGACCCCGCUGGAGAGCGAGCUCCAACUUCUGAGAAGUCUGCAAGGUGACACAAUGGCUCCUGUGCUCCUGCCCUCCAGGGAUCACCAAGAAUCGGUGACAUUCAAGGAUGUGGCCGUGGAAUUCACCCCAGAGGAGUGGGAGCACCUGCACUCUUUUCAGAAAGCGCUGUACAGGGAUGUCAUGCUGGAGAACUACAGGCAUCUGGUCUGCCUAGGGCUGGCAGUUUCCAAACCACAUGUGAUUUACCAGUUGGAGCAAGGGAAAGUACCUUGGAUGCCAGAGGGUGAUAUGCCAAGAGCUCCCUACCCAGAUUGGGAUACUAGACCUGAAACCAUAGAGUCAGCUCCAAAGAUGGACAUCUCUAUGGAAGAAUCUUGGCAAGAAAAACAUGCAAGGAGUAGUCUCUUUCUUUCUACCUUUGAAGAAGCCUGGGAAUAUAAUGCCAACUUAGAAAAGGAGCAGGGAAGUAAGGAGAAACAGUCAAGGCAAAUUGAAAACUCCCCAAAGAAAGCUCCCCCAAAAGGGACAGGACAUGUAUAUAAUAAAUAUAAUAGAGGCUUCUAUCUAGGACCAAUCCUUUUCCCCCAACAUAGAGUAUCUGUUGAAAAGAACCUUCAUCAGUGCGAUGUUCACAAAAAGAAUUGUAGAUUCUAUUCACACUUGAAUACAUGUAAUAGCGUCUACUCAAAGAAGAUGUUUUCUAAGUUUAAUGAAUGUGAGAAAUUCUUUAGUUAUAAUUCAGACCUUAAUGACAGUGGAGUAAAUGGAGUGAAACCAUUUGGAGGUGAUGAAUGUAAGAAGGCUUUGCCCAAUAGCAUGAACCCUAUUCAACAUCAAAGAAUUUCUACUGCAAAGAAGCCUAAUGAAUGUAAUGUAUGUGGAAAGGUCUUUAGUCAAAAGACAGGACUUACUCGACAUCAGAGAAUUCACACUGGAGAGAAACCAUAUGAAUGUAAUGAAUGUGGAAAGGCAUUCAGCCGGAAGACAGGACUUACUGAACAUCAAAAAAUUCAUAAUGGAGAGAAACCUUAUAAAUGUAAUGAAUGUGGACAGGCCUUCCGGCAGAGAAUACGCCUUCUCGAACAUCAGAGAGUCCAUACAGGAGAGAAACCUUAUGAAUGUAAGUCAUGUGAAAUGGCCUUCCGGUGGAGCUCAGAACUUACUCGUCAUCAGAGAGUUCAUACUGGAGAAAAACCUUAUGAAUGUAACAUAUGUGGAAAGGCCUUCCGGUGGAUCACAGAACUUAAUGAACAUGAGAGAGUUCAUACUGGAGAGAAACCUUUUCUAUGUAAAGAAUGUGGGAAGACCUUUCACCAGAGAAGAAGUCUUAUUCAACACCAGAGAAUUCACACUGGAGAAAAACCUUAUAAUUGUAAUGAAUGCGGGAAGGCCUUUCGGUGGAGCACAGGCCUUACUGAACAUCAGAGGAUUCAUACUGGAGAAAAACCUUAUACGUGUAAGGAAUGUGGGAAAGCCUUCCGUCAGAGAGCAGCACUUGGUCAACAUCAGAGAGUUCACACUGGAGAGAAACCUUAUAAUUGUGAUGAAUGUGGGAAGGCCUUUUGGUGGAGCACAGCCCUUACUGAACAUCAGAGGAUUCAUACUGGAGAGAAACCUUAUACAUGUAAAGAAUGUGGGAAAGCCUUCCGUCAGAGAGCACUACUUGCUCAACAUCAGAGAAUUCAUACUGGAGAGAAACCUUAUACAUGUAAAGAAUGUGGGCAGGCUUUCCGAUGGAGAACAGGACUUACAGAACAUCAGAGAAUUCAUACUGGAGAGAAAUCUUAUUAAUUGUAAAGAGUGUAGAAAGGUUUUCCACCAAAGAACAUGUCUUGCUCAGCAUCAGAGAAUUCAUACUAGAGAAAAACCAUAUAAAUGUAAUGAAUGUGGGAAAGCCUUCCACCGAGGCACGCAUCUUACUCAACAUCAGAGAAUUCACACUGGAGAGAAACUUUAUAAAUGUAAAGAAUGUGGGAAGGCCUUCCACCGUAGAGCACCUCUUGCCAAACAUCAGAAAGUUCAUACUGGAGAGAAACUUUAUGAAUGUAACGAAUGUGGGGAAUCCUUUUGCCAAAAUGGAGAGCUUAGGAAACAUCAGAUAAUUAAUUCUGGAGAGAAAAUUCAGGAAUUAGGAAAGGGCUUCCUAGAUCAGCUGAUUACUUAAUCAACAUGAGUGAAUUCAUACUAGAGGAAACUGAAUGUAAUGAAUAUGGGAAGUUCUUUCUUGAAAACAAACAUGAUAGGAAUCAUUGAAGAGACACUUUGUGAAUGCAAUGAUUUUGCAUUUAAGUAGCAUGAGCAAGAUUUUAGCCAAAGCACAUAUUCAUUUAAUAUUAAAGAAUAUAAAAG
This is a messenger RNA of Trichosurus vulpecula (common brushtail), 2487 nucleotides long. Its product is annotated as zinc finger protein 883-like. Gene Ontology annotation, biological process: negative regulation of transcription by RNA polymerase II. The record is from RefSeq and is a predicted model, not a curated record. The transcript is spliced from 6 exons. NCBI's taxonomy places the organism in Eukaryota, Metazoa, Chordata, Mammalia, Diprotodontia, Phalangeridae. Gene Ontology annotation, molecular function: DNA-binding transcription repressor activity, RNA polymerase II-specific. The coding region runs from base 1 to 1929 and encodes 642 amino acids.